Messenger RNA from Plodia interpunctella (Indianmeal moth), 4551 nucleotides. RefSeq names its product magi (gene Magi). Lineage: Eukaryota; Metazoa; Arthropoda; Insecta; Lepidoptera; Pyralidae. Gene Ontology annotation, cellular component: cytoplasm. Bases 795 to 3902 code for a protein of 1035 amino acids. Gene Ontology annotation, biological process: signal transduction. The record is from RefSeq and is a predicted model, not a curated record. Gene Ontology annotation, molecular function: protein binding. The transcript has 22 exons.
AGUGGUUCGGUUAGGUUGGCGUGUGCAGUCAGUGUUUUUACUGUGACUUUAAAACUAAAAUUUCAUAAAGAAAUAAGAAAAUAUAUAAGUACGUGUUCAUAAAGUCAGUUACACAAGUAUUAAUAAUGCAUUAUUUGUUAUUUGUGCGUGUAAUUUAAUGAAACUUACGACCUUUUUCAGUAAUUAGCUAUUUAAGUAGGUAUCUAUAAACAAACAGCUGUAGGUGCCGUGGGUGGAUGUGUGUUAGUAAUUCACUUGUUGCUGCACCCUACUUUCAAGAAGUUCAACUAUUUACCUGUUAUGUGAGAAAGUGUCAUAAAUAUUCACUUUAUUAUUGAAUUCGUAUUCGCCUUAUCUUAUUACCGUUACAACUGGCGUUAGAAUGUGGGAAAUGAGUGUUUUCAUUAUCAACGUAAAGUUCGUUACGGUUACGAGUUACGUACGAUGCACCUGCAUCAAUGCAGAUUACUGCAAUGAGUUGAGCGCACUGUGAUUAUGACAUGGUUUGACGGGAAACCAAUCCUGUUAGUUAUUACGUACGUACUUGCUAGUGGCGAGCAGGUAAAAUGGUAAAACUGUUAAAAAAGCGUCGUCAAACCCGAAAUGACUCAUAAGUGGUCGUGCAGAUAUUGUUUUGUUUUUGUGGAAUUCCUGGCCGAUGACAAUACAAAAGGAUUCAAGAAAAAUUAUCAGUAUUGUCUGUGAUGUGAAGUGAUAAAGUUCUCUAUUUGAAACUUGAAAGUGGCGGUAAAAUUGGUUGUUUUCGGAACUUUUGUGAGUGCUGUUUCGUUGAAAUGGCCCAAAACUCAAUGGAUUCAGACAGAUUAUCGUCUGCCGGUAUUUCAACACAUAGUUCUGGAACUGCUGGAACCAUAGGCGGCUCUGUGGCUGGUGUCAGAGUAGUGGACCCAAACCACAAGAUUGAAGAUGAUGAUGAAUUCAAGCUAGGAUCUUUGCCUCCAAUGUGGGAGAAGGCAUUUACCCCGUCUGGUGAAGCAUACUUUAUUGACUACAACACUGGCACUUCUCAUUGGCUGGACCCAAGACUGGCUCGGUUCCGGAAACAUUCCCUGGGCGAAUGCGGGGAAGAUGAGCUGCCUUACGGAUGGGAAAGGGUUACCGACGAGCGGUAUGGAUCCUACUAUGUUGACCAUAUUAACAGAAGAACACAAUAUGAGAAUCCUGUGCUGCAGGCAAGAAGGCUCAGAGCCGAGAAAUUGGCAGCAGAAAAUGGCGGCAGCAACCAAGCUAACGGCCCCCCGACCACGGGGGAGCUGCGCGGGGAGAGAUUUAGCCUCACACUUACUAAGGGGACACAGGGUUUGGGCUUUACCUUGAUCGGGGCUGAAGGCAUUCCAGAGACCGAGGGAUACCUUCAAAUACGGAGCAUCGUGCCGCACAGCCCUGCUUGGAUCGAUGGUGCACUGCGACCGGGCGAUGUGUUAGUGGGCGUGGGCAACCGUGGCGUGCGGGGUCUGUCCCACGCGCAGGUCGCCCAGAUAUUCCAGUCUAUUACACCUGGAACGAACGUCACACUUCAUCUUGUUAGAGGUUACCCCCUAUCGUUCGACUCCGAAGACCCCAACACCCGGGUGCUGAGCACCCGGGCGGUGGACGCCACAACCCCCGCGAGCUCCGACGCCGUCGCUAUGCAGCACCUCACCAGAGCGCUACGAACGAGAUUCAACCUAGACUCGCCGAACGAAUCGCCGAACCCUGGACACGACGAAACCGACACUUCGCCCACUACACCACACACCUCGGACCAGCGGCGGAUGAUGUCUCGUUCCUUCGACCUGGACGAGCUACCUUCAGCCAAUUCUCAGCCUCGCUGUGCCUCAGCCGACCACCUGCUGUCUCUAGCCACAGAACACCCGAGAAAUAAUAGUGAGGCAGGUCGCGAACUGCUGCUGACGCUACGUCGCGGCGCCGCGGGCUUCGGAUUCACCAUCGCCGACAGCGUGCACGGACAGAAGGUCAAGAAGGUGUUGGACAGAAGUCGUUGCGCCGGUCUCAGAGAGGGGGAUCUGCUUCUGCAAAUAGGAGACGUUGAUGUCAGACACUCGCCGCACCAGCACGUCGUACAAGUGCUGAAGGAGUGCCCAGCGCUGCAGGAGACAAAGCUGCGCGUGCGGCGCCGCGAUCUCAGCGGGCCGCGCAGCCGCUCCGCCUCCCGGCUGCCGCCGCCCUCUGCAGUGAGCAACAGUCAACUGGGCAGGAGUAAGACGCCAACAGCGGAACAACUGAGGAAUCCUGCGCUUGCGCAGGAAGACAACUUGCGCGAUCGGCUCAACGGAAUGGAUUCCGUGGAAGCUACGUACGCGGUGCCAGAACAUAAAGGGCGAGAAAGGGAGAGCCUGAUCGAUCGCAGACGCCGCAGCAGCACUCCCGGCGGACGACUCACUCUGCCGGCGGUCGCUUGGACGGAACCCGACAAUAAACAACAGGUCGUCCCCUGGUCGGAACAACAGAACGGGAAUCAAUGGCAAGAAAGAGAAACUUGGGUGGACAACUCCAACAACAUCCGAAACUGGGCCGAGAGCGCUCAAAAGUGGGACCAGAACGGACAGAAAUGGGACCAGAGCGGACAAAAGUGGGAUCAUAACGGUCAGAAGUGGGAUCACAACGGUCAGAAGUGGGAAGAAAAUGGUCAGAAAUGGGAUGAGAAUAACGGGGUCACUUGGGACGGGAACGGGGAGAGAUGGAAUGGAAAUUGGGGGGAGGUGCCCACACCUACUGUUCACGUGGACAUGAGUGCUGCUUAUUGGAGAGGGAAUGCCAGUGUCGCUGACAGCAGUGAUAAUGGAGGGUUCCCAGAAGACGGGUUGUUGCAUUCUCCGACCACAGCGGCAAUGGGCGGGCACCACCAGUCACCUACCGCCAGCAGGAUGGGGCCACACUCCCCUUCUCAUUCUACAGGUCGCCUCCGCAGCCAAUCACCUUCGACCGCCAGCGCUACAGAGAGGCUGCUGGCUCACUCUCCCUCACGGCUGCAGACUCACUCUCCCUCCAACCACUCCUCCAACGGCAGGAUCAAAGGCUCUCCUAUGAGGUUGGGCCCCGGUUCGCCAUCGCGUCGAAUGCACUCACCAUCGUCGUGUCUAGACUCUGAUUCCAUGGCUCAGCCUGGAGUCUACGUCGCUAAUUAUCCACAGGUGUCGGUGGGCGGCGCGGCGGACCCCGCAGCCGACGUGGCGGUGCGGCUGGCACGCGGCGCCGCGGGCUUCGGCUUCCGCAUCGUCGGCGGCCUCGAGGACGGCAGCCGCGUCGCCGUGGGGCUCGUCGUGCCGGGAGGUCCCGCGGACGGGCUGCUGCGCGCCGGCGACCUGCUGACGUCAGUGGACGGCGCCCCGCUCAGCGGCGCGUCGCACGCCGCCGCCGUCGCGCGCGUCUGUCGCGCCGCCGCGCGCGGACAUGUAACGCUGGGAGUUCGUCACAACCGCGCGGACAUCCAACCGCUAGGCCUGCCCGCCAUGGUGGCGCCCCACGCCCACCAACCUAUGCACACCGCGGAGCCGGCGCUGCAGCCGCCGUCCUACAGCAUCGUGCACCCCGCGCCCCUCUACCCGCCGGCCUCCCUCGCGCCGCCCGCGUACGGCGGCGUGCAGUACGACAACGCGCGCGGUUGGUCGGUGCCCUAUGACGUCACAGUGACCAGGAGCGAGGGGGAGGGCUUCGGCUUCGUCGUCAUAUCCUCCACCAACAAGGCCACCAGCACCAUCGGUCAAGUGAUCCCCAACUCCCCAGCAGCGCAAAGCGGCCUGCUGCACGUGGGGGACACGAUCGUGGCCAUCAACGGGACGCCCGUGCGCAACCUGCCGCACCCCGAGGUGGUGGCGCUCAUCAAGCACUCGGGCACCAGCGUCACGCUCACCGUAUGCGACCAGCCACACGACCACUGAGACCACAUCACAUUCGAUACUAUCACUCAUCAUCACCUAAACCACCAGAUUUCCAGUGAUCAAAGUUGUAGCAUGGACGAAAAAGAUAAAAGGAGCGACAGAGAGUGUAUCGAAUCGAUAAAUUAUCAUUGAAAUCAAUCUACUUCCGACGUCAUACAGAAUGCAUCAGAGCCAACUCGUCUAUUGUAGUAAUAUCGUCAGGACAGUCUAGAUGGCGCUGUGGGACUGGAAGCUAGUAGGUAGAUAUUUAAACUAGCGCCAUCUAGUGGAACUAUUCCUUAACGAAUAAACUUUUUGUAUUAAUGAAUACAGAUGUCGCAACUUAAUUUAGGUACUUCCAGGUUAAAAAUUAGCGCCAGAUUUUUUUUCAAUUUCUGAUGUACGUUUUUUUGUUCGACUCUGUCAUUCAUUUUUAUUUAUUUCGUCCAUGGUUGUAGGAAACGCCCACUGAAUAUAGGAGGAGGUUACGCGUAGCUUUCAUCCUUACUCCCUUAUUGAUAAAAACGUUAUUCUCUGAUUGGCCUCGGAAUUCGGAAUUCGGUUUGUAUUGUCUCGUUCUUUCAAUGUCAAAUACUGAAAAGAGAGAGAGAGAGAGGGACAAAACGAAGAAAAACUACUCCAAGCCUAAUCAGAGAACUAAAUUUUUAUU